CAACACUCAAUUCCUCGAAAUUUUUGAACUUUCCGCUGGUGAUCUUUCCGUCGACUUCACUAACGCAGGAAUCAACCUCGGGGUCUGAGUCAAAAUGGGUGCCCUCAAAUACCUCGAAGAGCUUCAGAAGAAGAAGCAGAGCGACGUCGUUCGCUUCCUUCUUCGCGUUCGCUGCUGGGAGCUUCGCCAGUUGAACGUCAUCCACCGGGCCUCGAGACCCAGCCGCCCCGACAAGGCCCGCCGCCUCGGCUACAAGGCCAAGCAGGGCUAUGUCAUCUACCGCGCCCGUGUCCGUCGCGGUGGUCGCAAGAAGCCCGUCCCCAAGGGUGCCACCUACGGCAAGCCCACCAACCAGGGUGUGAACCAGCUCAAGUACCAGCGCUCCCUCAAGUCUACCGCCGAGGAGCGUGUCGGCCGCCGCUGCGCCAACCUUCGCGUCCUCAACUCCUACUGGAUCAACCAGGACUCUACCUACAAGUACUUCGAGGUUAUCCUUGUCGACCCCCAGCACAAGGCCAUCCGCCGCGACCCCCGCAUCAACUGGAUCGUCAACCCCGUCCACAAGCACCGCGAGUCCCGUGGCCUUACCUCCACCGGCAAGCGCUCGCGCGGUCUCAACAAGGGUCACCGUUACAACAAGACCCGCGCUGGCCGCAGAAAGACCUGGAAGCGCCACAACACCCUCUCCCUCUGGCGCUACCGGUAAACGGCUCGCCCAAGAGGUCCGUAGUCUACGGGAUCUGGUGCUGGCUCUGGCUGUUCUGCUCAUUGGCACGCUUUUUGUCUGGGUCUUUUGGGAAACAAGGGAACUUCUGGUUGUCGUGCUCCUCUUUAUGGUCUCGACAGCGACGGUGUCUUGACUGCAAAUCAUCAUCGCUGGGACACAACGGAAAGAAGGGUGAAUCCGCAUGGAGUUGUGGAAAAUCCAGUUAGCUCACCAAAAUGGACUAAACGCAUUUUCUGGUGUGCAUAUGAUACCUCUGUCCUUUUUAAUGGCAUUUUCAUGAUCAUCUAUGUGUGACUUUCAUAUCUUUGUUCCCCAUUUUGCUGCCAAUGAAUGAAGUGGAUCUUACGGAUUGACUUCUUCCUAUCGACGGGGCGAUGCUUCUGUUCUUAUGUUCUAUAUAACUUGAAAAGCUCGAGGAUGGUGCGCCAAAUUUUUCCUCAUAUGUCCUUACUGGUCAUCUCGGGGUCAUCCAUUAUCAUAGUGAUUCAUCAUCAUCAAUCUUAUUAUCAUCAGACGUGUAGCUUGCGGCCAUGUUUACGAUACAGGGAUGAAAAUAGGAGAAGCACGUCAACAACGAUAUGAACUAUUUUGGUCUUUAAUGAUGAAUCUCUAUUUACGAGUUGGUUGUAUCUCUCUACCGUCUCUAUGAGGUACAGUAAGGCGUGAGGUAUGUGCUCAACUUUUGUAAGGCCGAUAGAUGAAAACAUUCGGGGUUGUUUAUUUUCAAGUCCAGGAUGAGAACGAGGCAUUCGAUUCAAAUGCCAUAUAUGACCCAUAUUGGGAACACGGCGAGGCGAUGGUAAUGAGAGAAGCCUAUCGAAGUCUCUGUGUUGGGUGGAAGUAUCCACAACUACACAUCUGAAGAAAACGGAAACACCACAUGAGUCCCUGAAAAGCGCAGAACACAAAAUAGGGAAGGAACUUGGGGAUAAAAGUGACAAUACGAGGUUGAGGAAGGCAA
Neurospora crassa OR74A is the source of this 1688-nucleotide messenger RNA. Its product is annotated as 60S ribosomal protein L15. Gene Ontology annotation, biological process: cytoplasmic translation. Gene Ontology annotation, cellular component: ribosome; cytosolic large ribosomal subunit. Gene Ontology annotation, molecular function: RNA binding; structural constituent of ribosome. The transcript has 5 exons. NCBI's taxonomy places the organism in Eukaryota, Fungi, Ascomycota, Sordariomycetes, Sordariales, Sordariaceae. The record is from RefSeq and is a predicted model, not a curated record. The coding region runs from base 95 to 706 and encodes 203 amino acids.